This is a messenger RNA of Camelus dromedarius (Arabian camel), 27680 nucleotides long. It is a transcript of the gene SYNE1, whose product is annotated as spectrin repeat containing nuclear envelope protein 1. Gene Ontology annotation, molecular function: kinesin binding. The transcript has 147 exons. Gene Ontology annotation, cellular component: nuclear envelope; membrane; perinuclear region of cytoplasm. Gene Ontology annotation, biological process: nuclear migration; nucleus organization; cytoskeleton organization. Bases 452 to 26950 code for a protein of 8832 amino acids. The record is from RefSeq and is a predicted model, not a curated record. Lineage: Eukaryota; Metazoa; Chordata; Mammalia; Artiodactyla; Camelidae.
AGCCUUUCAAGAUAGGUUCUGUCUGCUCAGAAAGGUCAGCCGGGCAGUGGAAACCCUGGGCAAAAGUUAGCAGCGAGUGCGGCGAAUCUCCUUCCCAGCGCUCUCGGCCAUUUCUUUCCCCCUCGACCCCCGGGAGGCGGACCCGGUGGAAAGGCUACCGGAGAGGGAGGGUCACGGAAAGUCGCUGCUGCUGCUGCUGCUGCUGCUGCUGCGGAAAGACGCCGGAGGCCGUGCGUCUCCGGGAGGUUCUUGAAUUCAUUUAAAGCAAAAGAAGAGAAAGAAGUGGUUGGAUCUCUGGAGUGCUGUCUCCUCGCUGACUGCUGUGUGUGCCCGGGGUUGGGCCAUGACUCGAUAGACCCAGAGACGUUCAAGGAUGUUUUCUCGAGUGGCCUAGGGCUGCACCGCAUUGGGCAAAGGGUCUCCAGCAGUGGUCCCGUGCCUCGGUGCAGCCAUGGCAACCUCCAGGGCAGCCUCUCGGUCUCCUCGGGACAUCGCCAACGUGAUGCAAAGGCUACAAGAUGAGCAAGAGAUAGUACAGAAACGUACUUUUACAAAAUGGAUCAACUCUCAUCUGGCCAAGCGGAAACCCCCAAUGGUGGUAGAUGAUCUUUUUGAAGACAUGAAAGAUGGUGUGAAGCUACUUGCUCUCCUGGAGGUCCUGUCUGGGCAGAAACUGCCAUGUGAACAGGGACGCCGUAUGAAGCGGAUCCAUGCUGUGGCUAACAUCGGCACGGCACUUCAGUUCCUUGAAGGAAGGAAGUCCAUGUACAGAGGAUCACCGAUAAAACUAGUCAACAUUAACUCCACGGAUAUAGCGGAUGGCCGACCCUCGAUAGUUCUUGGAUUGAUGUGGACGAUCAUCCUGUAUUUCCAGAUUGAGGAGCUGACCAGCAACCUGCCGCAGCUGCAGUCUCUGUCCAGCAGCACAUCCUCUGUGGACAGCAUGGUCAGCUCGGAGACCGCCAGCCCCCCGAGCAAACGGAAGGUGGCCACCAAGAUCCAAGGAAAUGCUAAGAAGGCUUUGUUAAAGUGGGCUCAGUACACAGCCAAGCAGACUGGAACAGAAGUGAAAGACUUCGGGCGGAGCUGGAGAAGUGGGGUUGCCUUUCAUUCGGUCAUCCACGCUAUUCGGCCGGAACUGGUGGACUUGGAGAAAGUGAAAGGGAGAUCUAACCGAGAAAACCUGGAGGAGGCUUUCAGGAUUGCUGAGACGGAACUGGGAAUCCCGCGACUCCUAGAUCCCGAAGAUGUGGACGUGGAUAAACCAGAUGAGAAGUCUAUUAUGACUUACGUAGCCCAGUUUCUGAAACAGUAUCCUGACAUCCACAGCACAGGCGCUGAUGGGCAAGAGAAUGAUGAAAUACUUCCAGGUUUCCCAUCUUUUGCAAAUUCUAUCCAAAUUCUUAAGAGAGAAGAUAGGCUGGUUUUGAAGGAAACGAAAGUUUGGAUAGAACAAUUUGAAAGAGAUAUGACGAGGGCACAGAUGACAGAAUCAAAUUUGCAGGAUAAAUAUCAGUCAUUUAAGCACUUCAGAGUUCAAUAUGAAAUAAAAAGGAAACAGAUUGAACAUUUAAUACAGCCGUUACAUAGAGAUGGCAAACUGUCACUCGACCAAGCAUUGGUAAAGCAGUCCUGGGAUAGAGUGUCCUCCAGGCUCUUUGAUUGGCAUAUUCAGCUUGAUAAGUCUCUUCCUGCCCCUCUGGGCACCAUCGGGGCCUGGUUAUACAGAGCAGAGGUGGCCCUGCGAGAGGAAAUAACCAUUCAGCAGGUUCACGAGGAAACGGCCAACACAAUACAGCGGAAGCGUGAGCAGCACAAGGAUCUGCUUCAAAACACAGAUGCCCACAAAAGAGCAUUCCAUGAAAUCUACCGGACCAGGUCUGUUAACGGGAUCCCAGUGCCAGCCGAUCAAUUAGAGGACCUGGCCGAGAGGUUUCAUUUUGUGUCCUCCACGUCAGAGCUACACUUAAUGAAAAUGGAAUUUCUAGAAUUAAAGUACCGUCUGCUCUCACUGCUGGUUCUUGCAGAGUCAAAGCUGAAGUCUUGGAUCAUCAAGUAUGGGAGGAGAGACUCAGUAGAGCUGCUUCUGCAAAACUACAUCUCUUUCAUAGAAAACAGCAAGUUCUUUGAACAAUAUGAAGUGACAUACCAGAUCUUGAAACAGACAGCCGAGAUGUAUGUCAAAGCCGAUGGCUCAGUGGAGGAAGCUGAGAAUGUGAUGAAAUUCAUGAAUGAAACCACUGCUCAGUGGAGGAACCUCUCAGUAGAAGUCAGGAGCGUGCGGAGCAUGCUGGAAGAAGUCAUUGCUAACUGGGACCGAUACGGCAAUACUGUGGCUAGUCUUCAGGCUUGGCUGGAGGAUGCUGAGAAAAUGCUAAAUCAGUCAGAACAUGCCAAGAAGGAUUUUUUUCGAAAUUUGCCUCAUUGGAUACAGCAGCACGCCGCCAUGAACGAUGCUGGCAAUUUUCUGAUUGAGACAUGUGACGAGAUGGUUUCCCGCGAUCUUAAACAGCAGUUACUGCUGCUAAACGGGCGGUGGAGGGAGUUGUUUAUGGAAGUCAAGCAAUAUGCCCGAGCCGACGAGAUGGACAGAAUGAAGAAGGAGUACACAGAUUGUGUUACUGCCCUGUCUGACUUUGCAACUGAAGCCCACAGGAAACUCUCUGAGCCACUGGAAGUCUCUUUUAUUAACGUGAAGUUAUUAGUUCAAGACUUGGAGGAUAUUGAGCAGAGGGUGCCUGUGAUGGACGCUCAGUAUAAGAUAAUUACAAAGACAGCACAUCUCAUUACCAAAGAGAGCUCCCAAGAAGAAGCGAACGAAAUGUUUGCAACCAUGUCCAGGCUCAGAGAGCAGCUAAGCAAGGUCAAAGACUGUUACUCUCCACUCCUUUAUGAGUCUCAACAGCUGUUGAUACCGUUGGAGGAAUUAGAAAAACAGAUGACAGCCUUUUAUGACUCACUUGGGAAAAUCAAUGAAAUUUUAACAGUUCUUGAGCACGAGGCACAAUCCAGCUCUCUUUUUAAAGAGAAACAUCAGGAACUAUUAGCUUGUCAAGAAAGCUGUAAGAAAGCCAUGACCCAAAUUGAGAAAGGCAGUCAUAGUGUUCAAAAGUUUGUGACCUUGAGCAACGUGUUAAAGCAUUUUGAUCAGACGAAGCUCCAGAGACAGGUUGCGGAUGUGCACGUUGCUUUUCAGAAUAUGGUAAAGAAAACUGGCGAUUGGAAGAAACACGUGGAAACGAACAGCCGCUUGAUGAAGAAAUUUGAGGAGUCUCGAGCAGAGCUGGAGAAGGUGUUGAGGAUCGCACAGGAGGGCCUGGAGGAAAAGGGGAAUCCAGAAGACCUCCUGAAAAGACACACAGAGUUUUUCAGUCAGCUGGAUCAGAGGGUGCUCAACGCGUUCCUGAAGGCUUGUGACGAACUCACGGACAUCCUCCCCGAGCGGGAGCAGCAGGGCCUGCAGGAAGCUGUGAGGAAACUCCACAAACAGUGGAAGGAUCUUCAAGGAGAAGCUCCGUAUCAUUUGCUUCAUCUGAAGAUUGAGGUGGAGAAGAACAGGUUUUUAGAAUCUGUGGAAGAAUGCAGAGCUGAGCUGGACCGAGAGACCAAGCUGGUGCCCCAGGAAGGCAGUGAGAAGAUCAUCAAAGAGCACAGGGUCUUCUUCGGUGACAAAGGUCCUCAUCAUGUCUGUGAGAAAAGGCUACAGCUCAUUGAAGAACUGUGUCUGAAACUCCCGGUCCGGGACCCAGUCCGGAACACGCCUGAGACCUGUCACGUGACCCUCAAGGAGCUCAGAGCGGCCAUUGGCGGCACCUACGCCAAGCUGGUGGAGAACCCGGACAAGUGGAAGGACUACAGUGGCAGAAUUUCUGAGUUUUCCUGUUGGAUCUCUACAAAGGAGACCCAACUGAAGGGGAUUAAAAACGAGGCCAUCGAUACUGCCAACCAUGGAGAGGUUAAACGUGCUGUAGAGGAGAUCAGAGAUGGUGUUACCAAAAAGGGUGAGACUCUCAGCUGGCUGAAAUCCAGGCUUAAAAUUUUGACUGAAGUUUCUUCUGAGAAUGAAGCCCAAAAGCAAGGAGAUGAGCUGGCAAAAUUAUCUAGUUCCUUCAAGGCUCUCGGGACUUUGCUGUCAGAGGUUGAAAAGAUGGUAAGCAACUUUGGAGAUUGUGUCCAGUACAAAGAAAUAGUUAAAAGUUCCCUUGAAGAGUUAAUUACUGGCUCUAAAGAAAUCCAGGAACAAGCCGAGAAGAUCUUGGACACUGAAAAUCUGUUUGAAGCACAGCAGCUACUCCUUCAUCACCAGCAAAAGACAAAGAGAAUCUCCGCAAAGAAGAGGGACGUGCAGCAGCAGAUUGCGCAGGCUCGGCAGGGAGAAGGUGGGCUGCCCGGCCGGGUCCGAGAGGAGCUGCGGAAGCUGGAGAGCACCCUGGACAGCGUGGAGCACAGCCGGGAGAAGCAGGAACGCCGCAUCCAGGUCACAUUAAGGAAAUGGGAGAGAUUUGAAACAAACAAAGAGACAGUGGUCAGAUACCUUUUUCAAACAGGUUCCAGCCAUGAGCGCUUCUUGAGUUUUAGCAGUUUGGAAAGCUUAUCUUCAGAACUGGAACAAACAAAGGAGUUUUCUAAACGAACAGAAGGUAUUGCAGUCCAGGCUGAGAAUCUUGUGAAGGAAGCUUCCGAGAUCCCACUGGGGCCCAGGAAUAAGCAGCUGCUUCAGCAGCAGGCCAAGUCAAUCAAAGAGCAAGUCAAAAAAUUAGAAGACACACUUGAAGAAGAUAUUAAAACCAUGGAAAUGGUGAAAAACAAGUGGGAUCAUUUUGGCAAUAAUCUUGAGACCCUGUCUGUCUGGAUAACUGAGAAAGAAAAAGAACUCAAUGCCUUGGAAACUUCGUCAUCUGCCAUGGACACACAAAUCCACCAAAUCAAGGUCACAAUUCAGGAAAUAGAAAGUAAGGUCAGCAGCAUUACGGGGCUAGAAGAAGAAGCCCAGUCUUUUGCUCAGUUUAUUACCACUGGAGAAUCUGCUCGAAUCAAGGCCAAGCUGACACAAAUAAGAAGAUACUGGGAAGAACUCCGAGAACAUGCACAGUGUCUGGAAGGAACAAUCCUGGGACAUUUAUCUCAGCAGCAAAAGUUUGAAGAGAAUCUCAGAAACAUCCAGCAGUCUGUGUCUGAAUUUGAGGAUAAACUUGCUGAUCCAAUUAAAAUGUGUUCUUCAGCUACAGAAACAUACAAAGUUCUCCAAGAACAUAUGGAUCUCUGUCAGGCCCUGGAAUCACUGACCAGCACAGUGGCAGCUUUGUCAGCCAGCGCCCAGAAGGUCACCGACAGAGACUCCUCUGUCCGGGAGGCUGAAGCCCUGCAGCAGAGGUACGAGGGUUUGCUGCGUCGGGCUAAGGAGAGACAGACGGCGCUGGAGAAGCUGCUGGCCCACUGGCAGAGGCUAGAGAAAGAACUGUCAACCUUUUCGACUUGGUUAGAGCGGUGUGAAGCCACAGCCAGUUCCCCGGAAGCGGUCAUUUCUGCGGACAGAGUCAAAGUGGAGAGUGAACUUCAGUUAAUACAGGCUCUGCAAGAUGAAGUCGUGGCCCAGGCCUCAAUCUACAGCAACCUGUUGCAAUUAAAGGAAUCCCUAUUCUCAGUGGCCUCCAAAGAGGACGUGAAAAUGAUGAAACUACAUUUGGAGCAGCUGGAUGAGAGAUGGAGAGAUUUGCCACAGAUAAUUAGCAAAAGGAUUAAUUUUCUUCAGUCUGUGGUUGCUGAACAUGAGCAAUUUGAUGAACUACUGCUUUCCUUUUCUGUCUGGAUCAAGCUGUUCCUCAGUGAAUUACAAACUACUUCUGAGAUAAGUAUAAUGGACCAUCAAGCAGCCCUUACUCGGCACAAGGACCACGCUGCAGAAGUAGAGAGCAAAAAGGGAGAACUGCAGAGUGUGCAGGGUCACCUGGCAAAGCUGGGUGCGCUGGGUCGCGCUGAGGACCUUCACCUCCUCCAGGGCAAAGCGGAGGACUGCUUCCAGCUGUUUGAGGAGGCCAGCCAGGUCGUGGAGAGGCGGCAGCUUGCCCUGUCCCAGCUGGCCGCAUUCCUGCAGAGCCACACCUCGCUGUCGGGGGUUCUCCACCGGCUGAGGCAAACGGUGGAAGCAACCAGCAGUAUGAACAAGCAGCAGUCCGAUCUAUUAGAAAAGGACCUAAAUGAUGCUCUUCAAGAUGCGAAAACAUUAGAAUCUACUGCCAUCAGCCUCGACGGCCUCCUUACCAAAGCUCAAUACCAUCUCAGGAGUGGAGGUUCCGAGCAAAGGACUUCCUGCAGAACCACAGUGGAUCAGCUUUGUUUCGAAUUAGAGAGGAUCCAGAACCUUCUGGGAACCAAGCAGAGUGAGGCCGAUGCCCUGGCGGUACUGAAGAAGGCAUUCCAUGAUCAGAAAGAGGAGUUGCUGAAAAGCAUCGAGGACAUCGAAGAAAGAGCUGAGAAGGAGCGGCUGAAAGAACCCACCCGCCAGGCUCUUCAGCAGAGGUUGAGAGUCUUCAAUCAGCUAGAAGAUGAAUUGAAUUCUCAUGAGCAUGAACUGUGUUGGUUAAAAGACAAAGCUAAGCAAAUUGCUCAGAAAGAUGUAGCCUUUGCACCGGAAGUCGACAGGGAAGUAAACCGCUUAGAGGCCAUCUGGGAUGAUACCAAAAAACUAAUUCAUGAGAACCAGGGCCAGUGCUGCGGACUUAUUGACUUAAUGAGAGAAUAUCAGAAUUUGAAGUCAGCUGUAUCUAAAGUCCUAGAAAAUGCCAGCAAUGUGAUUGUAACCAGAACUACUAUAAAAGACCAGGAAGACCUUAAGUGGGCUUUAUCCAAGCAUGAAACUGCCAAAAAUGAAAUGUAUAAGAAACAGAAAGAAUUGGAUAACUUUACCAGCAAAGGAAAACAGUUGUUGUCAGAGCUGAAAAAAAUUCACAGUGGUGAUUUCAUCUUGGUGAAAACAGACAUGGAGAGCACGGUGGACAAGUGGCUGGAUAUAUCAGAGAAAAUUGAGGAGAACAUGGAUAGGCUGAGGGUGAGCCUGUCCGUUUGGGAUGAGGUUCUUUCAUGUAGAGACGAGAUCGACGGAUGGUCGAACAGUUCUGUUCCUCAGCUGGCCGAGAGCAUCAGCAACCUGAAUGACAGCCUCCGAGCAGAAGAAUUCCUGAAAGAAUUUGAGUCUGAAGUUAAAAAGAAAGCGUUGAGAUUAGAGGAACUUCACUCCAAAGUUAAUGAUCUCAAAGAAUUAACUAAAAAUCCAGAAACACCACCAGACCUUCAGUUCAUGGAAGCCGACUUACAGCAGAAGCUAGAGCAUGCCAAAGAAAUUACUGAAGAAGCAAAAGGAACCUUGAAAGAGUUCACUGCUCAGAGUGCACAAGUGGAGAAGUUUAUUAAUGACACUGCCACCUGGCUGACCAAACUAGAAGACUCACUGAUGAACUGUGCCCAAACUGAGACUUGUGAAGGGUUGAAAAAAGUAAAGGAAAUACAAAAAGAACUUCAAAGUCAGCAAAGGAGCAUCAGUUCUACCCAGGAAAAUCUCAACAGCUUGUGCCGCAAGUACCAUUCAGUCGAGCUGGAGAGCCUGGGUGGCGCCAUGCUGGGGCUGAUAAAGAGACACGAAGCUGUGAGCCAGUCAUGCUCCAAAGCACAGGCCAGCCUUCAGGAUUCUCUGGAAAAACACUUCAAUGAGUCUAUGCAGGAAUUCCAAGAAUGGUUUUCUGGAAUAAAGGCAGCAGCAAAAAAAUCAUCAGACAGAACUGGGGACAGCAAAGUGCUAGAGGCCAAGCUGCACGACCUUCAGAACAUUCUGGACUCAGUCAGCGAUGGGCAGAGCAAGCUCGAUGCCGUGACUCAAGAGGGAGAGACUUUGUACGCACAUCUGUCUAAACAGAUUGUCAGCAGCAUUCAGGAGCAAGUUACAAAGGCGAACGAAGAGUUUCAGACGUUUCUGAAACAAUGCCUUAAGGACAAACAGGCUCUCCAAGACUGUGCUUUAGAACUUGGGAGCUUUGAAGAUCAGCACAGAAAACUGAGCUUAUGGAUCCAUGAAAUGGAUGAGAGAUUAAGCACAGAAAACUUAGGCGAGAGCAAGCAGCACAUCCCUGAGAAGAAAAACGAAGUCCAUAAAAUUGAGAUGUUUCUAGGGGAACUGCUGGCCGCGAGAGAGUCCCUAGACAAGCUUUCCCAGCGAGGGCAGCUUCUCAGUGAAGAAGGCCAUGGCGCUGGCAAAGAAGGACGCCUGUGCUCCCAGCUGCUCACCAGCUACCAGAACUUACUCAGAGUGACCAAAGGGAAACUCCGGAGCUGCCAGGUGGCCCUGCAGGAGCACGAGGCCCUGGAGGAGGCGCUGCAGAGCAUGUGGUCCUGGGUGAAAGACGUCCGGGACAGGCUGGCCUGCGCCGAGAGCACCGUAGGGAGCAAAGACGCCUUGGAGAGACGGCUGUUACAAGUACAGGACAUUCUCCUGAUGAAAGGAGAAGGAGAAGUUAAGUUGAACAUGGCCAUUGGCAGAGGGGAACAGGCCUUGAGAAGUAGCAACAAGGAAGGUCAGAAGGUGAUUCAGACUCAGCUGCAGACCCUUAAAGAUGUGUGGGCCAACAUCAUGAGCUCCUCCAUCCAUGCUCAGAGCACUUUAGAGUCUGUGAUUAGCCAAUGGAAUGACUAUCUAGAGUGGAAAAACCAGUUGGAGCAGUGGAUGGAAUCAGUGGAUCAAAAACUAGAACAUCCCUUGCAACUGCAGCCUGGUCUGAAAGAGAAGUUUUCCCUCCUGGACCACUUUCAGUCCAUCGUAUCCGAGGCGGGAGAUCACGCGGGGGCCCUGCAGCGGCUCACUGCAAAGGCCAGGGAGCUCUACCAGAAGACUGAGGACGAUUCUUUCAAGGAAGCGGCUCAAGAAGAACUGAAAACACAGUUUAAUGAUUUACUGACUGUUUCCAAGGAGAAAAUGAGGAAAGUAGAAGAAAUUGUGAAAGACCAUCUCAUGUAUUUAGAUGCAGUCCAGGAAUUCACAGAUUGGCUCCAUUCAGCAAAGGAAGAACUUCAUCGGUGGUCGGAUACGUCUGGAGAUUCAUCAGCCAUCCAGAAAAAAUUAUCUAAAAUUAAGGAGCUGAUGGAUUCCAGAGAGACUGGUGCAAGCCGCCUGGGCAGAGUGGAGUCGCUGGCCCCUGCAGUGAGACAGAACACCACUGCCAGUGGAUGUGAGCUCCUGGACACGGAGAUGCAGGCUCUGCGUGCCGACUGGAAGCAGUGGGAAGACAGUGUAUCUCAAACGCAGACCAGCCUGGAGAACCUGGUUAGCCAAAUGGCCCUCUCCGAGCAGGAGUUCUCAGGCCAAGUGGCUCAGUUGGAGCAGGCCCUGGAACAGUUCAGCGCCCUCCUGACGGGCUGGGCUCAGCAGUUAACCCUCUUGGAAGGCAAGAACACAGAUAAGGAGAUAGUGGAAUGCUGGCACAAGGGGCGGGAGAUACUGGAUGCGCUACAGAAAGCGGAGCCUCAGACAGAGGAUCUCAAGUCUCAGCUGAAUGAACUUUGUCGAUUUUCCAGAGACCUGAGUACAUACAGUGGAAAAGUUUCUGGCUUGAUUAAAGAAUAUAAUUGUCUUUGUUUGCAAGCAUCCAAGGGCUGUCAGAAUAAAGAACAGAUUUUACAGCAAAGAUUUCGAAGAGCCUUCAAGGAUUUCCAGCAGUGGUUGGUUAAUGCAAAAAUCACUACCGCCAAAUGUUUCGAUAUACCUCAAAAUAUUAGUGAAGUUUCAACAAGUCUUCAGAAAAUACAGGAAUUUUUGUCAGAAAGCGAACAUGGACAGCACAAGCUGAACAUGAUGGUUUCUAAGGGAGAGCUUUUGAAUACUCUGUUGACCAAAGAGAAGGCAAACGGAAUCCAGGCCAAAAUUGCAGCUGCCAAAGAGGACUGGAAAAAUUUCCAUUCAAAUCUCCACCAGAAGGAAUCUGCCCUAGAGAAUCUAAAGAUCCAAAUGAAGGACUUUGAAGUAAGCGCUGAGCCCGUCCAGGAGUGGCUGAGUAAAACCGAGAAGACGGUGCACGAAGGCAGCGACCGCCUGCACGACCUGCCGGCAAAGAGGCGAGAACAGCAGAAGCUGCAGUCUGUCCUUGAGGAAAUAAACUGCUACGAGCCUCAGCUCCACAGGCUGAAAGAGAAAGCUCAACAGCUGUGGGAAGGCCAGGCUGCCAGCAGGAGCUUUGUGCACAGAGUGUCCCAGCUGUCUUCUCAGUAUCUAUCCCUAAGCAAUUUAACGAAGGAGAAAGUGUCAAGGUUGGAUAGAAUUGUUGCUGAGCACAGCCAGUUUUCCGCUGGGGUUAGAGAGUUGCAGGACUGGAUGACAGACGCCGUGCACAUGCUGGAUUCCUACUGCCACCCGACGUCGGACAAGAGCGUGCUGGACAGCAGGAUGCUCAAGCUGGAGGCUCUAUUAUCCGUGAAACAGGAAAAAGAGAUCCAGAUGAAAAUGAUAGUGACCAGAGGGGAGUCUGUCCUUCAGAAUACCUCUCCGGAAGGUGUCCCUGCCAUUCAGCAGCAGCUGCAGAGUGUGAAGGACAUGUGGGCGUCCCUUUUGUCCGCCGGGAUUCGUUGUAAAAGUCAACUCGAAGGAGCUCUUUCUAAGUGGACAAGUUACCAGGAUGACGUCCGGCAGUUCUCCAGUUGGAUGGACAGCGUGGAGGCCAGUCUGAAUGAAUCCGAAAGGCAGUAUGCGGAGCUGCGGGAGAAGAUGGCUGCCCUCGGAAAAGCCAAGUUAUUAAAUGAAGAAGUGCUGAGUCACAGCAGCUUGCUGGAGACCAUUGAAGUCAAAGGGGCUGGUAUGACGGAGCACUAUGUCACCCAGUUAGAAUUCCAGGACCUGCAGGAACGAUACGGAGCAAUCAGAGAGAGAGCCAAGGAAGCAGUAACCAAGUCUGAAAAGCUCGUCCGCCUGCACCAGGAGUACCAGCGAGACCUGAAGGCAUUUGAAGCUUGGCUGGCGCAGGAACAGGAAAAGCUCGACCGAUACUCAGUUCUCGAAGGUGAUGCCCAUACUCACGAGACCACGUUGCGGGAUCUUCAGGAGCUGCAGGUGCACUGUGCAGAGGGGCAGGCCCUGCUGAAUUCAGUGCUGCACACCAGAGAAGAAGUGAUACCGUCGGGCAUCCCCCAGACAGAGGACCGGGCCUUAGAGUCUCUCCGGCAGGACUGGCAGGCUUACCAGCAGAGGCUGUCUGAGACUCGAACUCAGUUCAAUAAUGUGGUCAACAAAUUGAGACUGAUGGAACAAAAGUUUCAGCAAGUGGAUGAGUGGCUAAAAACACUGGAGGAGAAAGUGAAUCUCAGGACUGGACGUCAGUCUAACCGGGCAGCCAAGGAGAUACAAUUACAUCAGAUGAAGAAGUGGCAUGAGGAAGUCACCACGUACAGAGAUGAGGUUGAGGACGUGGGGUCCAGGGCACAGGAAAUCCUGGACGAGAGCCACGUGAGCAGCCGAACGGGCUGCCAGGCCACCCAGCUGACAUCCAGAUACCAAGCCCUUCUCCUCCAAGUGCUGGAACAAAUACAAUUCCUGGAGGAAGAAAUCCAGAGUUUGGAGGAGUCAGAACUAUCCUUAAGUUCUUAUUCUGACUGGUACUGCUCUACUCAUAAAAACUUCAAGAAUGUGGCUGCCAAGAUUGAUAAAGUAGAUAAAGCUAUGAUGGGGAAAAAAAUGAAGACACUGGAGGGUUUGCUAAAAGACAUGGAGAAAGGCCAGAGUUUGCUGAAAUCAGCCCGAGAGAAAGGAGAGAGGGCUGUUAAAUACUUGGAAGAUGGCGAAGCAGAGACAUUAAGGAAAGAGAUCCAUGAUCACGUGGAGCAGCUGAAGGAACUGACCAGCACUGUCCGGAAAGAGCACUUGACUCUGGAAAAAGGCCUUCAUUUAGCAAAGGAAUUCUCAGAUAAAUACAAAGCACUAACUCAGUGGAUAGGAGAAUACCAGGAAAUCCUGCACAUUCCCGAAGAGCCCAAAAUGGAGCUAUAUGAGAAAAAAGCCCAAUUAUCUAAAUACAAGUCACUUCAGCAAACAGUGCUGUCCCAUGAACCAUCAGUAAAAUCAGUGAGAGAGAAAGGUGAAGCCCUUCUGGAACUGGUGCAGGAUGUUACUUUAAAGGACAAAAUAGAUCAACUUCAAAGUGAUUACCAGGAUCUCUGCACUGCAGGAAAGGAGCACGUCUGCAGUCUCGAGGCGAAAGUCAGAGACCACGAAGAUUACAACAGCGAGCUCCAAGAGGUGGAAAAGUGGCUGCUGCAGAUGUCAGGACGGCUGGUGGCGCCCGACCUCAUGGAGACAAGCAGUCUAGAGACCAUCACCCAGCAGCUGGCCCACCACAAGGCAAUGAUGGAAGAAAUUGCUGGCUUUGAAGACCGUUUGAACAACCUUAAAAUUAAAGGAGACAAUUUGAUUAGCCAGUGUGCAGACCACCUUCAAGCGAAACUUAAACAAAAUGUGCAGGCUCAUGUGCAGGGCACGAAGGAUAGUUACUCAGCCGUCUGCAGUACAGCCCAGAGGGUGUACCAGAGUCUGGAACAUGAACUUCAGAAGCACGUCAGCCGACAGGACACUCUGCAGCAGUGCCAGGCCUGGCUCUCUGCGGUCCAGCCCGAUUUAAAGCCAAGCACGUAUCCACCUCUUAGCAGGGCAGAAGCCGUGAAGCAGGUCAAACACUUCCGAGCUUUGCAGGAACAGGCAAGGACCUACUUAGAUCUCCUUUGCUCCAUGUGUGACUUGUCAAACUCUUCAGUGAAAACCACAGCAAAAGACAUUCAACAAACAGAACAAAUGAUCGAACAAAGGCUUGCCCAGGCACAGAACCUAACUCAAGGCUGGGAAGAGAUCAAGCACAUGAAGGCUGAGCUUUGGAUUUACCUCCAGGAUGCUGAUCAGCAGCUACAGAAUAUGAAGAGGAGACACUCAGAACUGGAGCUAAAUAUUGCACAGAACAUGGUUUCUCAAGUCAAGGAUUUUCUUAAGAAACUACAGAGCAAACAGGCAUCAGUGACCACGAUUACAGAAAAGGUAGACAAGUUAACCAAGAAACAGGAGUCUCCUGAACACAAGGAAAUAAGUCAUUUAAAUGACCAGUGGCUGGAUCUAUGCCUUCAGUCCACCAAUCUGUGCUUGCAAAGGGAAGAGGAUCUUCAGAGAACAAGAGAUUACCAUGACUGCUUGGACGUCGUUGAAGUGUUCUUAGAAAAAUUCACCACAGAAUGGGAUAACUUAGCCAGGUCCGAUGCAGAGAGUACAGCCGUCCACCUGGAAGCUUUGAGAAAGUUAGCACUGGCCCUGCAGGAGAGAAAGCAGGCCAUUGACGAUCUGAAAGAGCGGAAGCAGAAAAUGGUCGAACAUCUGAAUUUAGAUGACAAGGAAUUAGUCAAGGAACAGACAAGCCACCUGGAACAACGUUGGUUUCAGCUGGAAGACCUUGUCAAAAGGAAAAUCCAAGCAUCCAUCACCAACCUGGAGGAGUUAAGUGUGGUUCGGUCCAGAUUUCAGGAGCUGAUGCAGUGGGCAGAGGAGCAGCAACCCACCAUUGCCGAGGCCCUGAAGCAGAGCCCCCCGCCUGAUAUGGCUCAGAGUCUUCUCAUGGACCACCUGGCCAUUUGCAGCGAACUGGAGGCCAAGCAGAUGCUCCUGAAAUCACUUAUUAAGGAUGCUGACCGAGUGAUGACUGACCUUGGCCUAAACGAGAGGCAGAUGAUCCAGAAGGCACUCUCUGAUGCACAGAGGCAUGUGAACAGUCUCAGCGACUUAGUGGGCCAGAGACGAAAGUAUCUGAACAAGGCUUUGUCUGAGAAAACCCAGUUUCUAAUAGCGGUGUUCCAGGCGACCAGCCAAAUUCAGCAACACGAGCGCAAGAUAAUGUUCCGGGAACACAUAUGCCUGUUACCGGAUGACGUGAGCAAACAAGUUAAAACCUGCAGGAGCGCACAAGCCAGCCUCAAGACUUACCAGAACGAAGUCACUGGACUCUGGGCCCAGGGCCGUGAACUGAUGAAAGGAGCCACAGAGCAGGAAAAGAAUGAAGUGCUGGGUAAGCUUCAGGAGCUGCAGAGUGUCUAUGACACCGUUUUACAAAAGUGUAGCCAUAGGCUCCAGGAAUUAGAGAAAAACUUGGUUUCUAGGAAGCAUUUUAAAGAAGAUUUUGAUAAAGCUUGUCACUGGCUAAAACAAGCAGAUAUUAUUACAUUUCCUGAGAUCAACCUAAUGAACGAGAGUCCUGAGCUUCAUACGCAACUGGCCAAGUACCAGCACAUCCUUGAGCAGUCUCCAGAAUAUGAAAAUCUCCUCCUUACGCUCCAGAGAACCGGGCAGGCCAUGCUGCCGUCGCUGAAUGAAGUCGAUCAUUCCUACCUCAACGAGAAGCUCAGUGCACUGCCCCUGCAGUUCAAUGUCAUUGUUGACUUGGCCAAAGACAAGUUCUAUAAAGUCCAAGAGGCCAUCCUUGCUCAGAAGGAAUACGCUUCCUUGAUCGAGUUGACCACCCAGACUCUGAGUGAACUGGAAGACCAGUUCUCAAAGAUGAGCCAAGUCCCCACUGACCUGGUGGUGGGAGAAGCCCUGUCCCUUCAGGAUGGCUGCAGGGCUCUGGCGGGAGAGGUGGCGGGCCUCGCGGAGGCGGUAGAUGAGCUGAACCAGAAGAAAGAAAGUUUUCGCAGCACCGGGCAGCCGUGGCAGCCGGAUAAGAUGCUGCACCUCGUCACCUUGUACCACAGGCUGAAGCGACAAACAGAACAAAGGGUUAGCUUACUAGAAGACACCACCAGUGCUUAUCAGGAGCACGAAAAGAUGUGCCAACAGCUAGAGAAACAGCUAGAGGGUGUGAAAACAGAGCAGUCCAAGGUGAAUGAGGAGACACUGCCCGCAGAGGAGAAGCUCAAACUGUACCACUCCCUGGCAGGAAGCCUCCGGGAGUCAGGCAUUCUGCUAAAACGAGUGGCCGUGCAUCUUGAAGAUCUGGUUCCGCACCUUGAUCCCUUGGCUUAUGAGAAAGCCAAGCAUCAGAUGCAGUCCUGGCAAGAGGAGCUAAAACAGUUGACUUCCGCCAUCGGCGCGACGGUGACAGAGUGCGAGAGUCGCAUGGUGCAGAGCAGGGACUUCCAGACGGAGCUGAGCCGCUCCCUGGACUGGCUGAGGGGCGUGAAGGCCGAGCUCAGUGGGCCGCUGUGCCUGGACCUGAACCUGCGGGACAUCCAGGAGGAGAUCAGGAAGGUCCAGAUUCACCAGGAAGAGGUGCAGUCCAGCCUGAGGAUAAUGAACGCCCUGAGUGACAGAGAGCAGGAGAAGUUCACGAAGGCUAAGGAGCUGAUUUCCGCCGACCUGCAGCACACCCUGGCUGAACUCGCAGAGCUGGACGGGGACGUUCAGGAAGCUCUGCGCACCAGACAGGCUACCUUGACUCAAAUAUACAGUCAAUGUCAAAGGUACUAUCAGGUAUUUCAGGCAGCUAACGACUGGCUUGAGGAUGCUCAUGAAAUGUUACAGCUGACGGGCAAUGGCCUGGAUGUGGAGAGCGCAGAGGAAAGUCUUAAAAGCCACAUGGAAUUUUUUAGCACAGAGGAUCAGUUCCACAGCAGUCUGGAGGAGCUCCAAGGCCUGGUAGCCAACCUGGACCCACUCAUCAAGCCAACUGGGAAAGAGGACCUAGCACAGAAAAUGACUUCCCUGGAAGAGAAAAGCCAGAGGAUUCUACAGGACUCACACGCCCAGUCAGACCUCCUGCAGAGAUGUGCAGCUCAGUGGCAGGAUUAUCAGAAAGCAAGGGAAGAGGUUAUUGAGUUGAUGAAUGAUGCAGAAAAGAAAUUGUCAGAAUUUUCUUUAUUGAAGACUUCUUCCAGUCUUGAGGCAGAAGAAAAAUUGUCAGAACACAAGGCUUUAGUGUCAGUAGUUAACUCUUUUCAUGAGAAAAUCGUGGCCUUAGAGGGUAGAGCUUCAGAUCUGGAAAGAAGCGGGAACGACUCAAGCAAAGCGACCAUAGGCAGGUCGAGGACUGCAGUCCGGCAGCGCUGGACACGGCUCCGUGCGGUGGCCCAGGACCAGGAGAAGAUCCUGGAAGAUGCAGUGGAUGAGUGGAAGGGCUUUAACGAGAAGGUUAAAAAAGCCACUGAAAUGAUUGAUCAGCUGCAAGAAAAAUUGCCGGGAAGUUCAGCAGAGAAAGCCUCAAAAGCGGAACUCUUAACACUCCUUGAACAUCACGACGCACUGGCUCUGGAGCUGGAGCAGCAGCAGUCGGCCUUGGGGAUGCUGCGGCGGCAGGCACUGAGCAUGCUCCGCGAUGGGGCCACGCCCACCCCGGGAGCCGAGCCGGCCGCCGUGCGGGGAGUCGCUGUCCUGCAGGAGCGGUGCCUGAACAUGCAGGAGAAAGUGAAGAAGAACGGACAGGUGGCAAAGCAGGAGCUGAAGGAGCGACAAGUGGUGGAGACCCACAUCAAUUCCGUCAAAGCCUGGGUUCAGGAAACGAAGGAGUAUUUGGGGAAUCCGACACUAGAAGUAGAUGCUCAACUUGAAGAACUUAAGAUUCUCCUGACAGAAGCCACAAAUCACCGACAGAACAUUGAGGAAAUGGCUGAAGAACAGAAGAAUAAAUACCUUGAUCUUUAUACUAUAUUACCAUCUGAACUCUCCCUUCAGCUAGCUGAAGUGGCCUUGGACCUAGAAACUAUCCAUGAUCAGAUCCAGGACAAAGUAAAAGAAGUUGAACAAAGCAAGGCCAUGAGUCAGGAAUUCAGCCGGCAAAUUCAGAAGAUAGCCAAAGAUCUCACAACUAUUCUAACCAAGCUGAGAGCAAAGACAGAUAAUUUAGUUCAAGCUAAAACUGACCAAAAGGCUCUGGGAGAGGAGUUAGAAUGCUGUAACUUGAAAUUAAUGGAACUCAAUGAAGCAGUACAGAAAUUCUCGGAACAGAAUGGCCAACUAGGUAAACCACUGGCCAAGAAGAUAGGAAAACUGACUGAACUUCACCAGCAGACCAUCAGGCAGGCUGAGAACCGGCUCUCCAAGCUCAGCCAGGCAGCAUCCCAUUUAGAAGAAUACAAUGAAAUCCUUGAGUUAAUUCUGAAGUGGAUUGAGAAAGCUAAAGUCUUGGUACAUGGAAAGAUUGCAUGGAAUUCAGCGAGCCAACUUCGGGAGCAAUACAUUUUACAUCAGACCAUGCUGGAAGAAUCUGAGGAGAUUGACAACGAUCUGGAAGCCAUGACUGAGAAAUUACAGUCCCUCGAUAGUGUGUACCAUACAGGAAAAAUGUCUCAGCAAGUGGCAGAGUUGGGACGGGAGACUGAGGAGCUGCGGCAGAUGAUCAAAAUUCGUUUGCAGAAUCUCCACGAUGCUGCCAAGGACAUGAAAAAAUUUGAAACAGAGCUCAGAAACUUACAAGUUGCUUUGGAGCAAGCCCAGACAACCCUGACUUCUCCAGAAGUUGGACGUCUUAGUCUCAAGGAGCAACUCUCUCAUCGACAGCAUUUGUUGUCUGAGAUGGAGUCACUCAAGCCAAAAGUCCACGCAGUGCAGACCUGCCAGAGCGCGCUCCGGAUCCCCGAGGAUGUGGUCACCAGCUUGCCGCUCUGCCACGCGGCUCUGCACCUGCAGGAGGAGGCCAGUCGGCUCCAGCACACGGCGAUCCAGCAGUGCAACAUCAUGCAGGAGGCCGUGGUGCAGUAUGAACAAUAUGAGCAAGAAAUGCAGCACCUCCAGGAGCUCAUAGAAGGAGCUCACAGGGAAAUUGAGGAUAAGCCUGUGGCCACCAGCAACAUCCAGGAGCUGCAAGCCCAGAUUUCUCGGCAUGAGGAGCUGGCUCAGAAAAUCAAGGGCUACCAGGAGCAGAUCGCCUCUUUGAACUCCAAGUGCAAGAUGCUGACCAUGAAAGCCAAGCACGCCACCAUGCUGCUGACGGUGACCGAGGUGGAGGGGCUGGCGGAGGGGACGGAGGACCUGGACGGGGAGCUCCUCCCCGCGACCUCGGCCCACCCCUCUGUGGUCAUGAUGACUGCAGGUCGCUGUCACACUUUGCUGUCACCUGUCACUGAGGAGUCUGGGGAGGAGGGAACCAACAGUGAGAUUUCCUCUCCACCUGCCUGUCGCUCCCCUUCACCCGUGGCUAAUACAGAUGCUUCUGUUAACCAGGACAUCGCUUAUUACCAAGCCUUGUCUGCUGAGAGGUUGCAGACGGAUGCAGCAAAGAUACCGCCCGGCACGUUGCCAUCCCAGGAGCUGUAUGAGCCAGGACUGGAGCCGUCUGCUACUGCUAAGCUGGAUGAUUUGCAGCGCUCUUGGGAAACCUUAAAGAAUGUAAUCAGCGAAAAGCAGCGCACACUCUAUGAAGCGUUGGAACGCCAGCAGAAGUACCAGGACUCCCUCCAGUCCAUCUCCACGAAGAUGGAGGCCAUCGAGAUGAAACUCAGUGAGAGUCUAGAGCAUGGAAGGAGUCCAGAGAGCCAGAUGGCCGAACAUCAGUCUCUCCCACAGGCCCUGAUGGAUGAGAUUCUCAUGCUGCAGGAAGAGAUCAGCGAGCUCCAGUCGGCCCUGGCGGAGGAGCUGGUGUCCGAGUCCCCGGAGUCCGACCCUGCGGAGCAGCUGGCCUUGCAGUCCACGCUCACCGUCUUAGCAGAGCGCAUGUCCACCAUCAAGAUGAAAGCAUCUGGGAAACGCCAGCUUUUGGAGGAGAAGUUAAAUGAUCAACUGGAGGAACAGAGACAGGAACAGGCCCUUCAGAGGUAUCUCUGUGAAGCCGAGGAGCUGGACCACUGGCUCUUGAGCACGAAGGCCACUCUGGACAUUGCCCUGGGGACACCUGAGGAGCCCAUGGAUAUGGAGGCCCAGCUGGUGGACUGCCAGAACAUGCUGGUGGAAAUAGAGCAGAAGGUGGUGGCCUUAUCAGAGCUCUCAGUGCACAAUGAAAACCUGCUGCUGGAGGGCAAGGCUCACACGAAGGAUGAGGCUGAGCAGCUGGCAGUCAAGCUGAGGACCCUCAAGGGGAACCUCCUGGAGCUGCAGAGAGCGCUGCAUGACAAGCAGCUCAACAUCCAGCAGGGAACAGCACAGGAGAAGGAGGAGAGCGAUGCUGACCUGGCUGCCACUCAGAGCCCUGGGGUUCAGGAAUGGCUGGCUCAAGCCCGUACCGCGUGGACCCACCAGCGACAGAGCAGUCUCCAGCAACAAAAAGAGUUGGAACAGGAAUUAGCAGAGCAGAAGAGCCUCCUCCGGUCAGUAGCCAGUCGUGGAGAAGAAAUCCUAACCCAACACUCAGCUGCAGAAACCUUUGGUGGUGCUGGCGAAAAACCUGAUGUGUUAUCCCAGGAGUUGGGGAUGGAAGGGGAGAAAUCACCUGCUGAAGACCAGAUGAGAAUGAAAUGGGAAAGCCUACAUCAAGAAUUUAGUACCAAGCAGAAACUACUUCAGAAUGUUCUGGAACAGGAACAAGAGCAAGUGCUUUACAGCAGGCCAAAUCGGCUCCUGUCUGGCGUACCACUGUACAAGGGGGACGGGCAGGCCCAAGAUAAAUCCGCGGUGACGUCUUUGCUGGAUGGACUGAACCAGGCCUUCGAGGAGGUUUCAUCCCAGGGCGGGGGGACAAAGAGGCAGAACAUUCACUUGGAACAGAAGUUGUAUGAUGGGGUCUCAGCUACCUCCACUUGGUUGGACGACGUUGAGGAACGUUUAUUUGUUGCCACGGCACUUUUACCGGAAGAGACGGAAACUUGCCUCUUCAACCAAGAGACUCUUGCCAAAGAUAUUAAGGAAAUGUCUGAAGAAAUGGAUAAGAACAAGAUCUUGUUUUCCCAAGCAUUUCCAGAGAACGGCGAUAACCGAGGUGUUAUUGAAGACACUUUGGGUUGUCUUUUGGGCAGGUUAUCUUUGCUAGACUCAGUAGUAAAUCAGCGAUGUCAUCAGAUGAAGGAAAGACUUCAGCAGAUUCUAAAUUUCCAGAAUGAUCUGAAGGUGCUGUUUACAUCACUGGCUGACCACAAAUACAUCAUUCUGCAGAAACUGGCAACUGUGUUGGAACAGCCUGUGGCAGAGCAAAUAGAGGCAAUACAGCAGGCUGAAGAUGGGCUGAAGGAAUUGGAUGCAGGAAUCAUUGAGUUAAAAAGGCGUGCUGACAAGCUGCAGGUGGAGCAGCCUUCCAUGCAAGAACUCUCCAGACUUCAGGACAUGUAUGAUGAGCUGAUGGUGACCAUUGGCUCCCGGCGGAGUGGUCUGAACCAGAAUCUUGCUCUCAAGAGUCAGUAUGAAAGGGCCCUGCAAGAUCUGGCUGACCUGCUGGACACUGGACGAGAGAAGAUGGCCGGAGACCAGAAAAUUAUCGUGUCUUCCAAGGAGGAAAUCCAACAGCUACUUGACAAACAUAAGGAAUACUUUCAGGGUCUGGAAUCUCACAUGAUCUUGACUGAAACACUCUUCAGAAAGAUCAUCAGCUUUGCAGUCCAGCGGGAAACUCAGUUCCACACCGAGCUGAUGGCUCAGGCUGCGGCCGUCCUCAAACGGGCUCACAAGAGGGGCGUGGAGCUGGAGUACAUUCUAGAGACAUGGUCUCAUCUGGAUGAGGACCACCGGGAGCUGAGCAGGCAGCUGGAGGUGGUGGAGGGCAGCAUCCCGAGUGUGGGUUUGGUGGAGGAGAGUGAGGACAGGCUCAUCGACCGGAUAACACUCUACCAGCAUUUGAAAUCCAGCCUUAAUGAAUACCAGCCCAAAUUAUAUCAGGUACUAGAUGAUGGAAAACGACUUCUGAUAUCCAUUAGCUGCUCAGAUCUAGAAAGCCAGCUAAAUCAACUUGGAGAACACUGGUUAAAUGAUACCAACAAAGUGUCUAAGGAACUUCACAGAUUGGAAACAAUAUUGAAACACUGGACCAGAUAUCAGAGUGAAUCUGCAGGUCUGAUCCACUGGUUACAGUCUGCAAAAGACAGACUAGAAUUUUGGACUCAACAAUCUGUGACAGUCCCACAAGAACUGGAAAUGGUCCGUGAUCAUCUGAAUGCUUUUCUGGAGUUUUCCAAAGAAGUUGAUGCCAAAUCUACCCUGAAAUCGUCUGUUCUGAGCACAGGGAAUCAGCUCCUUCGAUUAAAGAAAGUGGACACAGCUGCCCUGCGUUCUGAGCUGUCACAUAUCGAUGGCCAGUGGACUGACCUGCUGACAAAUAUUCCAGCUGUCCAGGAGAAGCUCCACCAGCUCCAAAUGGAUAAACUGCCUUCUCGCCAUGCCAUUUCUGAAGUCAUGGCUUGGAUUUCUCUCAUGGAAAAUGUUAUUCAAAAGGAUGAAGAGAAUAUUAAAAAUUCCAUCGGUUACAAGGCCAUUCAUGAAUACCUUCAGAAAUACAAGGGUUUUAAGAUCGACAUUAACUGUAAACAGCUGACAGUUGAUUUUGUGAACCAGUCUGUGCUACAAAUCAGCAGUCAGGAUGUGGAAAGUAAACGCAGUGAUAAGACUGAUUUUGCUGAGCAGCUUGGAGCAAUGAAUAAAAGUUGGCAAAUCCUGCAGGGUCUAGUAACUGAGAAGAUUCAGCUGUUGGAAGGCUUACUGGAAUCUUGGUCAGAAUAUGAAAAUAAUGUACAGUGUCUGAAAACUUGGUUUGAAACCCAAGAAAAGAGACUAAAACAACAACAUCGAAUUGGCGAUCAGGCUUCAGUUCAGAACGCGAUGAAAGACUGUCAGGACCUGGAAGAUUUGAUUAAAGCAAAAGAAAAAGAAGUAGAGAAAAUUGAGCAGAAUGGACUUGCUUUGAUUCAGAACAAGAAUGAAGAAGUCUCUGGCGUUGUCAUGAGCACGCUGAGGGAGCUCAACCAAACCUGGGCAGACUUAGACCACAUGGUUGAGCAAUUAAAGAUCCUGCUGAAGUCCGUGCUUGACCAGUGGAGCCACCACAAAGCAGCCUUUGAUGAGAUAAACAGCCGCCUCACAGAGGCCAGGUACUCUCUUUCCCGAUUCCGCCUGCUGACCGGCUCUUUAGAAGCUGUGCAAGUUCAGGUAGACAAUCUUCAGAAUCUUCAAGAUGACCUGGAAAAACAGGAAAAGAGCUUACAGAAAUUUGGCUCUAUCACCAACCAGCUAUUAAAAGAGUGUCACCCACCUGUGACAGAAACUCUUACCAAUACGCUCAAAGAAGUCAACCUGAGAUGGAAUAACUUGCUGGAAGAGAUUGCUGAGCAGCUGCACUCCAGCAAGGCCCUACUUCAGCUCUGGCAACGAUACAAGGACUACUCCAAACAGUGUGCUUCCACAGUUCAACAGCAGGAGGGUCGAACCAAUGAGCUCCUGAAGGCAGCCACGGACAAGGACAUCGCUGACGACGAGGUUGCCACAUGGAUUCAAGACUGCAACGACCUCCUCAAAGGACUGGAGACAGUUAAGGAUUCCCUUUUUGUUCUCCAUGAACUGGGAGAGCAACUCAAGCAGCAAGUGGACGCUUCGGCUGCAUCAGCCAUUCAGUCUGAUCAAGUGUCUUUGAGUCAACACUUGGGUGCCCUGGAACAGGCUCUUUGCAAGCAGCAGACGAUGUUACAGGCUGGAGUUCUUGACUAUGAAACCUUUACCAAGAGUUUAGAAGCUUUGGAGGCCUGGAUAGUAGAAGCUGAAGAAAUCCUUCAGGCGCAAGACCCUAGCCACUCAUCUGACCUUUCCACCAUCCAGGAAAGGAUGGAAGAACUUAAGGGACAGAUGUUAAAAUUCAGCAGCAUGGUCCCAGACUUGGAUCGUCUGAAUGAGCUCGGGUAUCGGUUACCCCUGAAUGAUAAAGAAAUCAAAAGGAUGCAGAAUCUGAACCGGCACUGGUCUCUGAUCUCCUCUCAGACUACAGAAAGAUUCAGUAAGUUACAGUCAUUUUUGCUACAACAUCAGACUUUCUUGGAAAAAUGUGAAACAUGGAUGGAAUUCCUGGUUCAAACAGAACAAAAGUUAGCAGUAGAGAUUUCGGGCAAUUAUCAGCAUCUUUUGGAGCAGCAGAGAGCACAUGAGUUGUUUCAAGCAGAGAUGUUCAGUCGUCAGCAGAUUUUGCACUCGAUCAUUAUUGAUGGGCAGCGUCUUCUAGAACAAGGUCAAGUUGAUGACAGGGAUGAAUUCAACCUGAAGCUGACACUUCUCAGUAAUCAGUGGCAGGGGGUGAUCCGCAGGGCCCAGCAGAGGCGGGGCAUCAUCGACAGCCAGAUUCGCCAGUGGCAACGCUAUAGGGAGAUGGCGGAGAAGCUUCGGAAGUGGUUGGUUGAAGUGUCCUAUGUACCCGCGACUGGUCUCGGAAGUGUCCCAAUACCACUGCAACAAGCAAGGACCCUCUUUGAUGACGCGCAGUUCAAAGAAAAGGUGUUACUGCGACAGCAGGGCAGCUACAUCCUCACCGUGGAGGCUGGCAAGCAGCUCCUGCUCUCCGCCGACGGCGGGGCUGAGGCCGCCUUGCAGGCCGAGCUCACGGAAAUGCAGGAGAAGUGGAGAUCAGCCAGUGUGCACCUGGAGGAGCAGAAGAAGAAACUGGCUUUCCUGUUGCAAGACUGGGAAAAAUGCGAGAACGGAAUAGCUGAUUCUCUGGAGAAACUGCGAACUUUCAAGAAGAGGCUUUCCCAGCCCCUACCAGAUCACCACGAAGAGCUCCACGCGGAGCAAAUGCAUUGCAAGGAAUUGGAAACUGCAAUUGGGAGCUGGACAGAUGACCUGGCACAGUUGACACUGUUGAAGGACACCCUCUGUGCCUACAUCAGUGCCGACGAUAUCUCCAUCCUUAAUGAACGCAUGGAGCUUCUGCAGAGGCAGUGGGAAGAACUAUGCCACCAGCUCUCCUUAAGGCGGCAGCAAGUAAGUGAGAGACUGAAUGAAUGGGCCGUCUUCAGCGAGAAGAACAAGGAGCUGUGCGAAUGGCUGACUCAGAUGGAAAGCAAGGUUUCUCAGAAUGGAGACAUUCUUAUUGAAGAAAUGAUAGAGAAGCUCAGAAAGGAUUAUCAGGAGGAAAUUGCUAUUGCCCAAGAGAACAAAAUACAGCUCCAGCAAAUGGGAGAACGCCUCGCGAGAGCCAGCCACGAAAGCAAAGCGUCCGAGAUUGAGUACAAGCUCGGAAAGAUCAACGACCGGUGGCAGCAUCUCCUGGACCUCAUGGCAGCCAGGGUGAAGAAGCUGAAGGAGACUCUGGUGGCCGUACAGCAGCUGGAUAAGAACAUGAGCAGCCUGAGGACGUGGCUGGCCCACAUCGAGUCAGAGCUGGCCAAGCCGAUCGUCUAUGAUUCCUGUGACUCGGAAGAAAUACAGAGAAAGCUUAAUGAGCAACAGGAGCUUCAGAGAGACAUAGAAAAACACAGCACGGGCGUGGCCUCUGUCCUCAACCUGUGUGAGGUUCUGCUGCAUGACUGCGAUGCCUGUGCCACGGACGCCGAGUGUGAUUCCAUCCAGCAGGCUACACGGAACCUGGACCGGCGAUGGAGAAACAUCUGCGCUAUGUCCAUGGAAAGAAGGCUCAAAAUUGAAGAGACGUGGCGAUUGUGGCAGAAGUUUCUGGAUGACUAUUCUCGUUUUGAAGAGUGGCUGAAGAUUUCAGAAAGGACUGCUGCCUUCCCCAGCUCUUCUGGGGUGCUCUAUACAGUUGCCAAGGAAGAACUAAAGAAAUUUGAGGCUUUCCAGCGACAGGUCCACGAGUGCCUGACCCAGCUGGAGCUGAUCAACAAGCAGUACCGCCGGCUGGCCAGGGAGAACCGCACCGACUCCGCCUGCAGCCUGAAGCAGAUGGUUCACGAGGGCAACCAGAGAUGGGACAACCUGCAAAAGCGUGUCACCUCCAUCUUGCGCCGACUCAAGCAUUUCAUUGGCCAGCGUGAGGAGUUUGAGACUGCACGGGACAGCAUUCUGGUGUGGCUGACAGAGAUGGAUUUGCAGCUCACUAACAUUGAGCAUUUUUCCGAGUGUGAUGUUCAAGCUAAAAUAAAGCAGCUCAAGGCCUUCCAGCAGGAAAUUUCACUGAACCACAGUAAGAUUGAGCAGAUCAUCGCCCAAGGAGAACAGCUGAUAGAGAAGAGCGAGCCACUGGACGCCGCGGUCAUCGAGGACGAGCUGGAUGAGCUCCGGCGGUACUGUCAGGAGGUCUUUGGGCGCGUGGAAAGAUACCAUAAGAAGCUGAUUCGCCUGCCUCUCCCAGACGAUGAGCAGGACCUCUCUGACCGGGAGCUGGAGCUGGAUGAGUCUGCUGCUCUCUCAGACCUCCACUGGCGAGACACCUCGGCAGACAGUGUGCUCUCCCCCCAGCCUUCCUCCAACCCCUCCCUCUCACUGGCCCAGCCCCUCCGGAGCGAGCGGUCGGGACGAGACACCCCUGCCAGUGUGGACUCCAUCCCCCUGGAGUGGGACCAUGACUAUGACCUCAGUCGUGACCUCGAGUCUGCCGUGUCCAGAACUUUGCCCUCCGAGGACGAAGAGGGUCAGGAGGAAAAAGAUUUCUACCUCAGGGGAGCUGUUGGCCUAUCAGAUGUAGUGAUUCCCGAAAGUCCUGAGGCGUAUGUAAAACUCACAGAAAGUGCAAUCAGAAAUUCCUCUGGGGAUCCCAGUGCCUUAGAGUCGCAGAUCCGACAGCUGGGCAAAGCCCUGGAUGACAGCCGCUUUCACAUGCAGCCAACAGAGACUAUCAUCCGCAGCAAAACUCCCACAGGACCAGAGCUAGACUCCAGCUACAGAGGCUAUAUGAAACUGCUCGGUGAAUGCAGUGGCAGUAUAGACUCGGUGAAGAGACUAGAACACGAACUGAAGGAGGAGGAGGACCAUUUCCCCGGCUUUGUUAACCUGAACAGCACAGAAACGCAAACAGCCGGUGUGAUUGACCGCUGGGAGCUCAUCCAGGCACAGGCCCUGAGCAAGGAGCUGAGGAUGAAACAGAACCCCCAGAGGCAGCAGCAGUUCGACUCCGACCUGAGCAGCACGCUGGCCUGGCUCCGGGAGACCGAGGACGACCUGGAGCAGCUCCGGCGCCUGCAGCUCAGCACCGAUAUCCAGUCCAUCGCGCUCCAGAUCCAAAAGCUCAAGGAGCUCCAGAAAGCUGUGGACCACCGCAAAGCCAUCAUCCUCUCCAUCAAUCUGUGCAGCUCCGAGUUCACUCAGGCUGGCCAAGAGGAGAGCCAGGAUCUGCAGGAUCGCUUGUCCCAGAUGAAUGGGCGCUGGGACCGCGUGUGCUCCUUGCUGGAGGAGUGGCGGGGCCUUCUCCAGGAUGCACUGAUGCAGUGCCAGGAUUUCCAUGAAAUGAGCCAUGGUUUGCUUCUUAUGCUGGAGAACAUCGACAGAAGGAAAAAUGAAAUUGUCCCCAUUGAUUCUAACCUUGAUGUAGAGAUGCUUCAGGACCAUCACGAACAGCUCACGCAAAUAAGACGUGAGCUGUUAGAUACCCAAUUCAAAGUGGCCUCACUGCAAGACAUGUCUUGCCAACUAUUGGUGAAUGCUGAAGGCACAGACUGUUUAGAAGCCAAAGAAAAAGUCCAUGUGAUUGGAAAUCGGCUCAAACUCCUCUUGAAGGAGGUCAGUCGUCAUAUCAAGGAGCUGGAGAAGUUAUUAGACAUGUCAAGCAGUCAGCAGGAUCUGUCCUCCUGGUCUUCUGCUGAUGAACUGGACACCUCAGGAUCUGUGAGUCCUACAUCGGGAAGAAGUACCCCAAACAGACAGAGAACGCCACGAGGCAAAUGUAGUCUCUCACAGCCUGGACCCUCUGUCAACAGUCCACAUAGCAGGUCCAUAAAAGGUGGCUCCGAUUCCUCCCUUUCUGAGCCCCAGCCAGCUCGGUCCGGCCGAGCCUUCCUGUUCCGGGUCCUCCGGGCGGCUGUCCCACUUCAGCUUCUGCUGCUGCUUCUCGUCGGGCUCGCCUGCCUUGUGCCAGUGUCCGAGGAAGACUACAGCUGUGCCCUCUCCAACAAUUUUGCCCGAUCAUUCCACCCCAUGCUCAGAUACACCAACGGCCCGCCUCCACUCUGAACCAAGCAGGUGCCGUCGGCGGCAGUGCCGGGAGCACAGGGAGGACCUGGCCGAGGGCAGCCCUACAACUAGCAAGAAGAGGACCUGAAUCUUGGCAGAUGCACUCGGGGUGGCAGCUUUAGCUCACCUCCACAUCCCACGUGUGUGCAAAUCGUGGCUUUGGAGGUGGAUGAUAAACAGUGACGAGAGGAGAGCAAAUAGUUGCGGGAAGGUUUGGAAGGGUCUUUCUUUGAACCUGAGCCUCAGCACAGAAGAGAUUAAGGACCUCCAAUGUUCCCUGGAAGCACAGACUCAUUCUGUGCAUCCCCAGGGACUUCAGCAGACCAUCUGGGCAGCUUUCCCACAGUGCUGCUCCAUCCAGUCAAUAAAGGAUGCUACCUGAGUGCCGUGUCGGCCUCGAACAAUCUACCAACCAACCAGUGCUGAUGAGAUUUUAGAACCCUGUAACAUACAUUUUUUAAGAGCUUAUAUGGCAACUUCCUUUCUACCUUGUUUUCCUUUGGGGCAUGAUGUUCUAACCCUUGCUUUAGAAGCACAAGCUGUAAAUCUACAAGGCACUUUUUUUAAGUAUAAAGAAGAACUGGAUGUAAUAAAUAAGAUCAUGGAAGGCUUUAUGUGAAAAAAAAAAGGUGAAUGUUAGAGUAAAAAAAUAUUUAUGUAUGUACAGUUUGCUAAAGCCAAGUUUUGUUUGUAUCGAUUUCUUUGCAUUUAUUAUAGAUAUUAUAAAAUA